GCCGAACUCCGCCUCCUGCCUCCCCUCACUACCGGAAAUAACGGGUGGCCCCUCUCUAGCACACCAACAAGCACGGCUUUAUGGAAACAUUGUAGUUUUGUCCUGGAUCUAUUAGAGUCCAAAGCUACCUUGGUUAUACUACUGAAAUGACCAAUUCAACAAAUAAUACUAUGCAGUAUGAGUAUUAUCUGGAUUACUUUGAUCUACCUCCAGUUGAUGCAAGUAAACUGACAGCCUACAGAUAUUCAAUUGUCAUAAGCUUUUGGACUGGACUUGUUUCUUUUGUGGCAUUUCUCUUCUUUAUUUUGUUCUACAUGUCUCGAUCUGGUACAACAUCCAUGAAGACUGGAGGAUCAAAGAAGUUUCCAUGGAAUUAUUCAGAAACUAUUCAUCAAAAUCUUGUUAACAAUGACACUGUACGAAUAUCUGUACAUAACCAAGGAGAAGAAAUUGAACGGCUCUGUUCAAGUAAUAGGUUACCAUGUCACCAUAUAGACAAUUCAGUGUAAAACCUUCUCAUAAGUGAAACAUGAAGCCCACUACAUAUUAUAAUAUAAUGUGCUAGG
This is a messenger RNA of Pseudonaja textilis, 566 nucleotides long. It is a transcript of the gene MRAP, whose product is annotated as melanocortin 2 receptor accessory protein. NCBI's taxonomy places the organism in Eukaryota, Metazoa, Chordata, Lepidosauria, Squamata, Elapidae. Gene Ontology annotation, molecular function: type 1 melanocortin receptor binding; type 4 melanocortin receptor binding; signaling receptor regulator activity. Gene Ontology annotation, biological process: regulation of adenylate cyclase-activating G protein-coupled receptor signaling pathway; protein localization to plasma membrane. The record is from RefSeq and is a predicted model, not a curated record. Gene Ontology annotation, cellular component: endoplasmic reticulum; plasma membrane.